UGCGGGGCGGGGUGGCUCCUCCCGGCGGGAGGGGGAGGGCGCACGGGAGGAAGGAGGAAGCCGCCAUCUUGGAGCGUCGAGUCGCCAUAACAAGGCACCGGGGCAGCGAGAGGAUUUUAUACCUGGGCGAGGGGGAGCGCGGCUGGUGGCGAUUGAAGCAAGUGAAUUCUGACAUAACUUCGUUAGAGGGCUUUUUUUAAAAAAAAGUUGAUCCACAGUGCAUCAGAGCAAGUUACUGCUUUACUUUUGAGUGACUUACAGGUGCUUGCCUGCAUUGCAAUAAAGGACUCAUAUAUUGAGCAAGACUUAUUUAUCUCUUCGUUUUGGAGAGUCUAAUAAACUGUUAUUACAGUUUCUGUACUGACUUUCAAAGUUUUGAGUCUAAAAAGACAUCUUUAAAGAUAAAACCAUGAGCACGGCCAGAACAGAGAACCCUGUUAUAAUGGGUCUAUCCAGUCAGAAUGGGCAGUUGAGAGGCCCCGUAAAACCCAGCGGGGGCCCAGGAGGUGGAGGCACACAAACUCAGCAGCAGAUGAACCAGCUGAAAAACGCCAACACAAUCAAUAAUGGCACUCAACAGCAAGCACAGAGUAUGACCACCGCUAUUAAACCUGGUGAUGACUGGAAGAAGACUUUAAAACUCCCUCCAAAAGAUUUGAGAAUCAAAACUUCGGACGUGACCUCCACAAAAGGAAACGAGUUUGAAGAUUACUGUUUGAAACGGGAGUUGCUGAUGGGAAUUUUUGAAAUGGGCUGGGAAAAACCAUCUCCUAUUCAGGAGGAGAGCAUCCCCAUUGCUUUAUCUGGUAGGGAUAUCUUGGCUAGAGCGAAAAAUGGAACAGGCAAGAGUGGAGCCUACCUCAUUCCUUUACUUGAACGGCUAGACUUAAAGAAGGACAAUAUACAAGCAAUGGUGAUUGUUCCCACCCGUGAACUAGCCCUGCAGGUCAGUCAAAUCUGUAUCCAAGUCAGCAAACACAUGGGAGGUGCCAAAGUGAUGGCAACCACAGGAGGAACCAAUUUGCGAGAUGAUAUAAUGAGACUUGAUGAUACAGUGCAUGUGGUGAUAGCUACCCCUGGGAGAAUUCUCGAUCUCAUCAAGAAAGGAGUAGCAAAAGUUGAGCAUGUCCAGAUGAUAGUAUUGGAUGAGGCAGAUAAGUUGCUGUCUCAAGAUUUUGUUCAAAUAAUGGAAGAUAUUAUUCUCACGCUACCUAAAAACAGACAGAUUUUACUCUACUCUGCCACUUUCCCUUUGAGUGUACAGAAGUUCAUGAAUUCCCAUUUGCAGAAACCCUACGAGAUUAAUCUGAUGGAGGAGCUGACUUUGAAGGGAGUUACUCAGUACUAUGCCUAUGUCACUGAGCGUCAGAAAGUGCACUGCCUCAACACGCUCUUUUCCAGGCUCCAGAUUAACCAGUCGAUCAUUUUCUGCAACUCCUCUCAACGGGUUGAAUUGCUAGCCAAAAAGAUCUCCCAGCUGGGCUAUUCCUGCUUCUAUAUACAUGCUAAAAUGAGGCAGGAGCACCGCAAUCGUGUAUUCCACGAUUUUCGGAAUGGCUUGUGCCGCAAUCUCGUUUGCACUGACCUGUUUACCCGAGGUAUUGAUAUCCAGGCUGUGAAUGUGGUGAUAAACUUUGAUUUCCCAAAGCUGGCAGAGACUUAUCUCCAUCGCAUUGGCAGAUCAGGUCGCUUUGGUCAUCUUGGCCUGGCCAUCAACUUGAUCACCUAUGAUGAUCGAUUCAACCUGAAAAGUAUUGAGGAGCAGUUGGGAACUGAAAUUAAACCCAUACCAAGCAACAUUGACAAGAGCCUGUAUGUGGCAGAAUACCACAGCGAACCUGUAGAAGAUGAGAAACAGUAAACAUGUAUGUUUGCUUUGAUUACACAUGCCAGAAGGUGAAGCCCUAUGAUCCAGAUCUGUGACACAUCGUUUCUUUGGGGAUACCCUUCUCUUUGUGGGUUUUUCUUCGUCUUUUCAUUUCGAAACUAUGAAGACUAAAGAGCUCGGCCUUUUUUUAUUUUUAAAUUUGGCAGCAAGGAAGAAAGAAGAUAAAAGGAGGAAUAUCUUUUUGUUUUUCCACUUGUUUGCACUGUGUGCUGAUUGAACAUUAGUUGCACUAACUGCUGGUUUUAAAUUUUGUUUUCUUUGGGUGGGAGGGGCAGCAAGGGAAGAAGAGAAACCCUGAAAAGAGAAGAAUCUUGAUGAACGCGAGCUUGUCUGCUAUUUCAAAUUCUUUAACCAUCGACUGAGUGCAUUUCAACUUCUCCCUGGUUACUCAUCUGUUUUUUAAGCUAAAGAGCUUGUUACUUAUUCGUGCAAAGUGCCUUAUGCUAUGAGACCAUUCAGAAUAUCACCUUUCCAACACAGCCCAAGGAAUCAACAGCUGUUUUUGGUUUCAGGUCAAAGUUCCCCUCUCUUCCCCUUCUCCUCCUUCCCAAGUACUCAAGCCCAGGGCUGGGAGGUGAAAUGUAUUGGUAAUACUACUUUUUUCUUCAACUUUUUUUUUUUAACUGGAGGAGUUGAUAUGCAUCUGCAGUUCACCCAAACUGUAAAUAUCUGUAUUUAAAAUGAAACCAACUUAAAAUCUGGGCUGAUUAGGUGCAGCAUCAUAGCUCCAGAAGGAAAGAGUAGCCUGUCAUCCUUUGCAGGAGCCAUAAGAAAAGCCCUGUGCUCUAGCAGAACACUAAAGACUGGUUUCCAUAAGUCUCCAUUCGUAGUUACAGCACUUGAUAUGUAGACUUGUUUCAGAGCCAUGGCCCUCUUUCCUCUGGUGCAGUGUGUCCCAUAGAAAAUCAGAUGUGUAUAUUGUACAAACUUUGUAAAUAUUAUUUUUUUUCUCUUUGGGUUCAUAUAUAACUUUUUUCUUUUGUGAUGAAGGUUGCUGGGGUUAAAGGGAUUAGACUGAUUAUGGGAGCAGCUAAAGAUGAGAGGGGCUCAGUUUUCUGCAACACUAAACAGUGAGAAGUGCUCUGACCUCUGUGAAGUGCAGGCCUCCACAAGUGUCCCUUGUCAGUGUGGCUGUGCUUUGGUGCUGGCAACACUGUCCUGUACCACUCGUAUGGAAGAGAUCACUUGGGGGGCUCCAAGGCCUCCAAAUCCAUAGCUCAGCCUUUUUGGAGAUGCUCUUUGAUUUCCCCCUUAGAAACUUCAGGAGCUUGACAAGCUCUGAAGGGGCCCAUGACCUGUGUUCCACCCUGGUGGGAGGGAAAUCCAGUGAGUGUCAGAAUUUCUGAGCAGUGGAUGUUUAAGAUGUGAAUUUGAGUUUAAGAGAGACCAUAGAAAACCAGUUUACAUGCAUAAACUGACAGUUCUGGAGCUUUAUGGAAGCGAUUCACUUCCUGCAGCACUGUGCAUUUUCUGCCCAGAGCAGCCUCUGUGCAGAACUGUGAGCAGGUAAGGGCAAACCCCUGUUAACGUCAGACACUGCAGGAAGCUGCUUGCCAUCUCCUCUGGUUUGGCAUGAGUUGCUGUCUGUCAUUUUGCAUUGUAUAUUGCUGAAAAGUGCUAUCUGGUCAAGUAGUGUUGCUUUAAAUUGUGCCCCUCCCAACAUGCUUGAUGUUUGGCCUGAUCUACAGGCAAAAGGAGUGAGACAAAUCAAAAACUACUCUUUUUAAAAUCCCUUUUAGCCUGUUCACCACCACUGUCAGGAGGCACCUGGAUGAAUGCAAUCCCUUUUGCUCAUUUGUUUAUUGCAUAUACAAAUGCUGCACUCACCAUGCUUGCUUACCUUUGAGGCAGGAAUUAAUUGUCUUAAUUUCUCCCAUUUUGACCCUUUUUUUGAAUUGGAGUAAAAUUGUUUGGAACAACAAGGCGGACUUUAGCCAUCUGUUUCCUUGAGGAUCAUACAUAACAAGCCAGGUGCCUCCUGACAACAGCUUUACAAGAUGGAAAGGUUUUUGUGUUUGGGAUGUUUUUCUUCCUUUUGUCAGCAGUGACUCCAUAAUUGUAGCAAAUGCUGCACUAGAGUACAAACUCAAGAGCUUGGUCACAGACACACUGUGAGCCACACAGCUUACAUCUGACUGGCAGGUACUAAAUGUAAACAAUUUUGGGGUGCUUUUGGGGGUGGGGGGUGGGAGGUUGUGGGUGGUAACUUUGACCAAAAGUAAAAUCUUGCUCUUGUACUGCAGCCAGCUUAUGAUUUUCCAGACAGAAGAGGGAUCAUUUUACUGCAACGAACACAUGACAAAUGUAAAUAAGUUUUGUAUCUUACCAGGGCAUGCACAUGUACCAAGAACAGGAUAGCGAUGUUGAGUCAGGUGUGUGUGCUCUGCUUGGAUUUGUGGUAGGUUAGCCUGGUGCCAUGCGUUGAUGGUCCCUCUUGAAGCACAGAACUUUUGAAAGUAUUACUUUAAACUUGGCCUCUCGUUGAGGAUUGGCACUUAAUCUAAACUAUCAGGGCACCAUCUUUAGGUGGCUUCUUGUCAAGAAGGAAGCAGCCUAUUUUUGGUGCUAGUAGGCUAUCUUGAACAGAUGCGAUCUUGCAAAUGGAAAGAUGCUCCAAAGGACUAGGAUAAUCCUAGUUUUUUUUUUGUUUGUUUGUUUGUUUUUUAUUAUUAUUUUGUUUUGGGGUUUUCUUGGUUGUUUUGUUCCCUGUCCAAGAGUAAGGAGUGUGUAUAAAUCUUGGCUUCCUGAGAUUCCUUGUGAGCUCCAGUUCUUGCUGGUCAUGUGCCAGCCUUUACAUAUGCAUUAGUUGGAGCCUUCAGUGAUGAGCCCUAGGUCAAAUACUUCCUCUGACAAAGUUGAUGUGAAUGAGAACCUGAUGUAUUCUGCACUUUUUAACUCGGAAAUCAAAAGCGUCACUCCAUGAAUCUGUGAAAUGCAGUUUCACAGCUGGGCAAGGUGGCUGUGAAGAGAGUGGCUCUUCAGCCACUUGAGAGAACCUGUAGGAUGGUCUCUGGGUGUGCUGGGGGGCACUGCAGCUGCUGGAGGCCUUUUCCCAAAGGGAGGGGGGUGGGUUGGUCUCAAAUACACGUUCCAAUUUCCAGAAUGAGAUGGGAGCAUCUUUCCUUUGCCCUCUGUGAUUUUUUUUUUUUUGUGGGUAAGAACAGGGAAGCUCAACAUGAAUUCAUGUUGCGUAUAUGGUGGUAUCAAAUCAUCUCAUUCUGAUCUUCUGUUUAUUUUCAUUUGGGGUGGGGGGGAGGGUGUCUACUCCAAGAAUUUAAAAAUGCUUCAAACACUGUUUUCUUUACAAAUGACUGAUAGGACACAAAUCUGAGCAGAUGGCUGUCUUGCCUCAGUUUCUGUAGGAGAGGUUACAGAGAUGCCAUGCCAUGUCUCCUGAGCUGCCAUUGUGGUGGUUCUCGCCCUGGUGCUGAACUUUGUAGUGCUGCUGGGGCCAACUGAUUGUUGCUUUCUGAGGACAAAGUGAAUUUUGUUCCCAGAAACUCCAGCAGUACAGCUGCCAUGGUAGAGGUUGGGCAACUGUAGUCCCUGCAGGGAGUUUUCUGGUUGCUGUGAACUUCUGGUCCAUCUUUUUUGCAUCACAGCUUAUCUCUGUAAUAAGCCAGGUCUCUGGACCAAAGAGCAUGCAUCUGAACUUCAUAAGGAGGCUUUGGCAGAUUAGGCUGUAAGUUUUGCUCAGUUCAUUGUUGUGUUGCUAAAAUGCCUCUAUGGGGAAGCAUUGUUAAAUUCUGCUGUAGACAAGUUAGGGAAGGGUAAGGAGGGAAGGGGGGGAUGGGUUUAUUAAGAUACAGCCUUGCUGUAUUUUAACCAAUAAUUUUGGGGAAGGGGUGUCAGGAGAAGGAAAAUAGUCACUAUUCCCUUUAUUGAAAGAAACUGGAACUUUUAUUUCAAGAAAAGAAAUUAUUUGCGAUUUGAGUGGAGUGUCAUAAUCCACUGGUCCCUAGACAAGGGGUUGAUAUUCUUACUGUUAACCAGCAAACAACAUGGUCUAGUCCUUGAAAACAGUCGGGGGAGGGAGGGGACAAUUGGCUUUCUGUUAAAUUGGCAAACUCUCCAGUGGAGCUCAGAUUUUGUUGAGAUGUGUUUUUCUGGCUGUAUCUGUGUUGCAGCACUGACUUGUGAAGAACUUCAUGAGUUGCAAAUGCAAAAAACGAUGAAUGGUAAAAUCCUGAUUUUGUUGAUUUAACUCAAUAAAAGCUCCCUGGAACUCC
This is a messenger RNA of Corapipo altera (White-ruffed manakin), 6117 nucleotides long. It is a transcript of the gene DDX6, whose product is annotated as DEAD-box helicase 6. Bases 410 to 1861 code for a protein of 483 amino acids. The record is from RefSeq and is a predicted model, not a curated record. Lineage: Eukaryota; Metazoa; Chordata; Aves; Passeriformes; Pipridae. Gene Ontology annotation, biological process: cytoplasmic stress granule assembly; P-body assembly. Gene Ontology annotation, cellular component: cytoplasmic stress granule; P-body. Gene Ontology annotation, molecular function: ATP binding; mRNA binding; RNA helicase activity. The transcript is spliced from 14 exons.